UUAGCUAACGCCGUUAGUCUGCCGUUAGUGGUUUUUUACUUAUUUGCCCUUAAUUUUGGUUUAGCGCCAUUGACUUCCUUCACUUUCACAGAAAGACCAAAAAAAAAAAAAACCGUUCACAUUUUUCUCUUUCUCUCUCCUCUCCCCUGUUCUUCUUCAAGCUCUAAUCCUACUCAAACCCUAGAAAUUCUGGGUAGAUCUUCAAUAUUUUUGUGAAUUUUGCUGCGCACCUUAAAGGCGAGUUCGUGGGUUGUGAUUUUGCUUCAAUCGCGACAAAAAAGGGAGAAACUUGAGGCGAUUUCCAGUUGAGUUAGUGUUGAAGAGGAAACGGGAAUUUAAAGUUGGUUAGUCUACUUCCAGGAUGAGUGCUAUUUGGUUGUUACUACGUUAUGGGUCACAUAGUUUUGAUAUUAGAGUGGGAGACAUGGAAAAAUAUCGUUUGUUGAAGUUGUUUCUUGAUAUCUUUGAGGAAUCAGUUAAGCAAGAUGUUUUUUUGCCUAGUACCUUUAGCUUGUAUGUUGAGGGUCCUUGUGGUAAGGUUGAAUUGAAUGAUGAUAAGACUUUAAGGCUUCUGUGGGGAUGGAAUUGGGGUAAAGACACUGCUGAAAUUUGGGUUGAGGGAACAGAUAAACCAGGAUUGGUGUUUAGGAAUGCUGUUGCAACAAUUGAGAAUCAUAGAAAGGAAAAAGAGAGACAACUUAAGGAGAGACAAGAGGAACUGUUGAGGGCUCAAAGAGAGGAGGAAGAGGCAAUGAGGAAACAACAGGAAAGGGAGGACAUUUUGAGGGAAAUACAGGAACAAAUGGAGUACACUGUGGCUAUGGAGGUCCCUGUUGUUGAUUGUGAGGACAUGAAGGUUGAGUAUGUGAGAGUCAUUAGCAAAGAUGAUGCUGAUGAGGUGUUUCCAGGUUGCUCUCAACCAAAACAAACACAAGAAUCCCCAAAGAAACAACCCACCCCACCCAAACACACAAAUCAUGUUGCUUCUAAGUCAAAAGGCAAGGAUAAGCCUGCUUCUAAGAAACUAACCCCCAAAAGGAGGGCAUCAGCUAAACAACCCACCCCACAGAAACAACCCACCCCACCUAAACAACCCACCAAACAACCUACACCACCACCCCCACCACCCCCACCACAGAAAGAACCCACCCAACCAAAACAACAACAACACACACCACCACCAGAACAUCCCACCUCUCCACCACAACAACAACAACACACACCACCACCAGAACAUCCCACCUCUCCACCACAACAUCACACCCCUCCACCACCACCACAAAAUCCCACUCCACCACAGAACAACCAAACUGAUGAGCCUAACAAUCAAGCACCACCUGAUCAAGCUCAGCCAGUGAAAAAGAAGGGGGGCAGAGCUAGACCUGAGGGGUUUAGGGUUAACAAAGUCACAGCUAAGAAGGCUGGAACUUGGGUUUCCAAGGGAAAGGGAAAAGGGAGAAAGGGUACAGGAAGGUCUAAGACACCAGGGGUUUUUGCUGAUGUUGGUGAGAUAUGUUCAGAAGAGGAGAGUGAGGAUUCUGAUUAUGAGGAAUCAGAUUCUGAACAAGAGGAUGUUCUGAAUGAUUGGAUUGAUUCUGAUGUUGAUGAUGAGGUGAUUCCUGAUGAUAUUCCUGAUUUGGGGUUUGAGGAUUGUCUAAAUGGUUCCUCAAAGAUGGAUAAGGCCUAUAAAAAUGGCAAAAUAUGGACUGAUCAACCAUAUGGGUCCAUUAAGUUAGAACCCUGGUUGAUCUUUCAUGAUAAGGCCACAUUUCUUGAAGUGUUGAGAAGUUACUGCAUACAGGAGGGGUUUGGGCUUAGUGUUGAGAGGGCUGAUAAUAGGAGGUACACAGCAGUGUGUGCAGUGGAGUCAUGUGACUGGAGGAUACAUGCCAGUAGGUUGUUUGACAAUGUUAGAUGGGCCAUUAAGGUGAUCAGUGGGUCCCACAGAACUUGUGGGAGGCUUGAGGAGAAUCCAGUAGUGACCUCUGAGUGGUUGUGUAAGCAUAUGUUGGGGGAAAUAGAGGCAAAUCCAGAGAUUCCAGUGGAGACAUUGAGGAGGUAUGCACAGGAGAAGUUUCAGUUGAGGGUGAAAAAGAGGCUAUUGUACAAGGUCAGGAGUAUGGCAAAGGGAAAGCUGCAUGGUGGUUGGGCUGAAGCAUAUGAGCUGUUGCCUAGAUAUGCUGAGAUGAUUAAGCAAACAAACCCAGGGAGUCAUGCACUUAUAACAUGGGGGGCCAGUAGUGGGGAUGUGAACCCAAAAUUCAGAGCUUGCUUCUUCUCAUUUGCUGCACAAGUCAGGGGGUUUCUAAGGGGUUGUAGGCCCAUAAUUGGAAUAGAUGGGGCUCAUUUAAGUGGUUUCUACAAGGGCAUUCUACUGACAGCAGUUGGCAUAGAUGGGAAUAAUGAAAUUUUUGUUCUUGCCUAUGGGAUAGUAGACACUGAGAGUUGUGACAGUUGGACCUACUUCAUGAGAUGUUUGAGGCAAAUGUUUGAGCAGGAGGGUUGCAACAGAGAUGAUUGGACCUUCAUCAGUGAUAGGAUGAAGGGUGUUGAGUUGGCAGUUAGAGAAACUUUUCCUAGAGCAACUAGGAGAGUUUGCUGCCAACACCUAUACAUGAAUUGUAAGAACAAUGGCUUCAGUGGAUCUACAUUCCACAAGCUAUUUUGGAUAGCUGCUAAUGCAUACAAUGAGUAUGUGUUUGGUAAGGCCAUGGAAAAGAUCAGUGAGUACAAUGCAAAUGCCACUGCAUACUUGAACAGUUGCAUUGAGCAGUGGUCUAGGCAUAAGUUUGACUCUACUGUUUGUUGUGAUCACAACACAACAAACUUUGUGGAGUCAUUCAAUGCAUGCACAAAGCCCUUCAGAGACAUGCCUAGGGUGGGGGCUAGAUUUGACAAGGCAGUUGACAUGGAGGAAGGUCAGCUCACUGCAUAUGCAUUGAAAGAGUUAGAGGAGAGGACAGCUGAGUCCAGGUUAUGUUAUGCCACAGCAUGUGGAGGGGGUGAAUUUGAGGUUAGGGAUGGACAUGUCAACUUCCCAAUUAGGCUUGCAACAAGAAGUUGUGCCUGUGGGAAGUGGCAGAUCUGUGGAAUCCCCUGCAAGCAUGCACUGAGGGUCAUAUAUGACCAAAGGAUGAACCCCCAUGAUUUCAUAUCCCCAUGGUUCAAGGCUGCUGCAUACAAGCUAACCUAUGCAGAACAUAUUCAUCCUAUGGCAGAUCCAUCUCAGUGGCCUGACUUUGGCCUUCCUUCCAUUCAGCCUCCAACCAUCAAAAGACCAUCUGGCAGACCUGCUAAGAAGAGAAAGAGAGGGGCAAAUGAACCAAAGAAAGGGAAGAGGAACACAAAUGUGAAAUGUGGAAAGUGUAGAGAGUUUGGUCACAACUCAAGAACAUGCAAGAGUGGAGGAACAAGUGCCACUGGACCAAGUACUUCAAAGAGUGGUGCAGCAGGAGCAAGUACAUCAAAUGGGGGACCAAACACAAGGAAGAGGUCAAAGGCAGCUGCAUAG
Molecule: messenger RNA, 3511 nt
Organism: Spinacia oleracea (spinach)
Lineage: Eukaryota; Viridiplantae; Streptophyta; Magnoliopsida; Caryophyllales; Amaranthaceae
Exons: 4
Coding region: 362-3511 (1049 amino acids)
Biological process (GO): DNA transposition
Molecular function (GO): DNA binding; zinc ion binding; transposase activity
Source: RefSeq, a predicted model, not a curated record